UUGUUUUACAGAGAAAUGGUUAAUGCAUGGUUUGCUGAGAGAGUUCAUACCAUCCCAGUCUGCAAAGAGGGAACCAAGUCCCAGAGCGAAUCCUGUGCUUGUCACCAGCCUGCCUGUGGUGAGACCACCAACUCUGGGACACCAGCAAGGAAAAUCUCUGCUUCUGAAUUUGACAGACCUUUAAGGCCUAUUUUUGUCAAGGACUCAGUAGGAGCAGUGAGCUUCCUCUCUGGCUCUGAAAAGAAGGAACAGAUGCCUCUGCAAUCUCCAAGGAUUGAGACCAGUGUAGGGGAUCAGUGCUCAAGACUAUUGGAACUUGUGAAAGAUAUUUCUAGUCACUUAGAUGUCACAGCACUUUGCCAUAAGAUUUUCCUGCAUAUCCAUGAGCUCAUAGCAGCCGAUCGCUAUUCCCUGUUCUUGGUCUGUGAGGACAGCUCUAAUGAGAAGUUUCUUGUAAGCAGGCUGUUUGAUGUGGCAGAAGGCUCCACCCUGGAAGAAGCUUCCAACAACUGCAUUCGGCUAGAGUGGAACAAGGGCAUUGUGGGUCAUGUAGCAGCUAUAGGCCAGCCUCUGAACAUCAAGAAUGCAUAUGAGGAUCCAAGAUUCAAUGCAGAAGUUGACCAGAUCACAGGGUACAAGACUCAGAGUAUUCUCUGCAUGCCAAUAAAGAAUCAUAGAGAAGAGGUUGUUGGUGUGGCUCAAGCAAUCAAUAAGAAAUCUGGAAUUGGUGGCACUUUCACUGAACAAGAUGAAAAGGAUUUUGCUGCCUAUCUGGCGUUUUGUGGAAUUGUUCUUCACAAUGCUCAGUUGUAUGAGACGUCUUUGCUUGAGAACAGGCGCAAUCAGGUGCUUCUUGAUCUUGCCAGCCUGAUUUUUGAAGAACAGCAGUCUUUGGAAGUGAUUCUUAAGAAGAUAGCUGCCACUAUAAUAUCCUUCAUGCAAGUGCAGAGGUGUACCAUCUUCAUAGUGGAUGAAGAUUGUCCUGAUUCAUUUUCUAGUGUGUUUCACAUGGAAUCUGAGGAAUUAGAAGAAUCAGGUGAAAAUCUGAAGAGGGACUAUGAUACAAACAAAAUCAAUUAUAUGUACGCUCAGUAUGUCAAGAAUACGAUGGAGCCUCUCAACAUCCCAGAUGUCUGCAAGGACAGGAGAUUUCCCUGGACAAAUGACAAUGCAGAAAAUGAAAGUCAACACAUAAAGAGUUUGCUGUGUACACCAAUAAAAAAUGGGAAAAAGAAUAAAGUGAUAGGGGUUUGCCAGCUUGUGAAUAAGAUGGAAGAAAACUCAGGCAAAAUCAAAGCUUUCAACAGAAAUGAUGAACAGUUCCUGGAAGCAUUUGUCAUCUUUUGUGGCUUGGGCAUCCAGAAUACGCAGAUGUACGAAGCUGUAGAGAGAGCCAUGGCUAAACAGAUGGUGACAUUAGAGGUUCUCUCCUACCAUGCUUCUGCUGCUGAGGAGGAAACGAGGGAGCUGCAGGUAACAGUGGCUGCUGUGGUACCAUCUGCACAAUCUCUCAACCUAACUGACUUCAACUUCAGUGAUUUUGAGCUCUCGGAUUAUGAAACAACACUGUGUACAAUUCGAAUGUUCACAGACCUCAACCUGGUGCAAAAUUUCCAAAUGAAGCAUGAGGUUCUCUGCAGAUGGAUUUUAAGUGUAAAGAAAAAUUACCGGAAAAAUGUUGCUUAUCACAAUUGGAGACAUGCCUUUAACACAGCACAGUGCAUGUUUGCUGCUUUAAAAUCUGGUAAAAUUCAGAGCAAGCUGACUGACUUAGAAACACUGGCACUCCUGAUAGCAACUCUAAGCCAUGAUUUGGAUCACAGGGGAGUGAACAACUCUUACAUACAAAGAAGUGAACAUCCACUGGCUCAGCUGUAUUGCCACUCAAUCAUGGAGCAUCAUCAUUUUGAUCAAUGCCUUAUGAUCCUCAACAGUCCAGGAAAUCAGAUUCUCAGCAGCCUUUCCAUUGAAGAAUACAAGGCCACGCUGAAAAUGAUAAAGCAAGCCAUUCUUGCCACAGACCUAGCACUAUACAUAAAGAGGAGAGGAGAAUUUUUUGAACUUCUAAGGAAGAAGCAAUUUAAUUGGGAAGAUCCUACACAGAAGGAGCUUUUUUUAGCAAUGCUGAUGACUGCUUGUGAUUUGUCAGCCAUCACCAAACCAUGGCCAGUUCAGCAACGGAUUGCUGAGCUUGUAGCUACUGAGUUCUUUGAUCAAGGAGAUAAAGAGCGGAAGGAACUCAACAUAGAACCAACAGACCUAAUGAACAGAGAGAAGAAAAAUAAAAUUCCCAGCAUGCAGGUUGGAUUUAUAGAUGCUGUUUGUUUGCAGCUGUAUGAGGCCCUAACACAUGUGUCAGAGGCCUGCUACCCCUUACUGGACGGCUGUAGAAAAAAUAGGCAGAAAUGGCAAUCCUUAGCUGAACAGCAAGAGAAGAAUCUGAUUAAUGGAGAAAGCAAUCAAGCCAAACGGAACUGA
Molecule: messenger RNA, 2478 nt
Organism: Indicator indicator
Lineage: Eukaryota; Metazoa; Chordata; Aves; Piciformes; Indicatoridae
Gene: PDE5A
Product: phosphodiesterase 5A
Exons: 20
Coding region: 16-2478 (820 amino acids)
Biological process (GO): signal transduction
Molecular function (GO): 3',5'-cyclic-GMP phosphodiesterase activity; protein binding
Source: RefSeq, a predicted model, not a curated record